AUGUCCGGCGCAUUUCACGUUUGUUGGUGAGCUGUGGAAAAAACGCCAGAAAGUUACUUUUGAUCUCGUCUUCCUUUUGAGCCGCCAGUUCCCGUUGUGAGCUGUUCUAAUCGCAGAUAACUGUCAGUUAUAGAAGCGACCAGAUGGUGACAACAAAGAGCUGCCGUGAUGAUGUCAGCAGAGGUUCGGUUGGAGGGUUUGUCAACACUCUUCAUAGGUGUGAGGAGUGCAGCAAGCAGUUCAGUACACCGAGUAAACUGAAGAUUCACAUGCGGACCCACACAGGGGAGAAACCCUACAGGUGUGAGGAGUGCAGCAGGCAGUUCAGUCAGCUGGGUAAUCUGAAGGCUCAUGUGCGGACUCACACAGGUGAGAAACCCCACAGGUGUGAGGAGUGCAGCAAGCAGUUCAGUACGGCAAGUAAGCUGAAGAGUCACCUGCGGACUCACACAGGGGAGAAACCCUACAAGUGUGAGGAGUGCAGCAAGCAGUUCAGUCACCUGAGUGAUCUGAAGAAACACAUGCGGACUCACACAGGUGAGAAGCCCUACAAGUGUGAGGAGUGCAGCAAGCAGUUCAGGGAGCUGGGUUAUCUGAAGAAACACAUGCGAACUCACACAGGGGAGAAACCCUACAAGUGUGAGGAGUGCAACAGACAGUUUAGUCAACUUAGUGCUCUGAAGACUCACAUGCGCACUCAUACAGGUGAGAAGCCCUACAGUUGUGAGGAGUGCAGCAGGCAGUUCAGCACAACGAGUCGUCUCAAGAUUCACUUGCGGACUCACACAGGUGAGAAGCCCUACAAGUGUGAGGACUGCAGCAGGCAGUUCAGUCAGUUGAGUCAUUUGAAGCGACACAUGCGGACUCACACAGGGGACAAGCCAUACAGUUGUGAGGAGUGCUGCAAGCAGUUCGGCACAACGCGUAAUCUGAAGAUUCACUUCAGAACUCACACAGGCGAGAAACCUUACACGUGUGAGGAGUGCAGCAGGCAGUUCACUACACAGGGCCAUCUAAAAAGUCACAUGCGGACUCACACAGGCGAGAAACCUUACACGUGUGAGGAGUGCAGCAGGCAGUUCAGUCAGCUGGGUCAUCUGAAGGAACAUAUGCGGACUCACACAGGGGAGAAACCCUACAAGUGUGAGGCGUGCAGCAGGCAGUUCACUCAGCUUACUAAUCUAAAAAAACAUAUGCGGACUCACACAGGGGAGAAACGCUACAGGUGUGAGGAGUGCAGCAAGCAGUUCAGUCAGCUGGCUCAUCUGAAGAGCCACAUGCGGACUCACACAGGGGAAAAAACGUACAGUUGUGACAAGUGCAGCAAACAGUUCAGUCUGCUGGGUGGUCUGAAGAGGCACAUGCGGACUCACACAGGGGAGAAACCUUACAGGUGUGAGGAGUGCAGCAGGCAGUUCAGUAGACUGGAUGCUAUGAAGAGUCACAUGAAAAAACACGUGUGACAGAUUCUUGGGAAAGAUUGAGAUACCCCAAAUAUUAUUUUUUUUAGUUCAGUUCAUGCUCCUUGCUUCUAGUACAAUGUCACAUUGUCUCAAUUUCCUGUGGUAAUGGAUAACUAAUAUUGAAAAUACUCCGUUGAGGCUCUGAUUAGUUUGUUUAAUUCAAAACUAAU
Branchiostoma floridae (Florida lancelet) is the source of this 1633-nucleotide messenger RNA. Its product is annotated as zinc finger protein 678-like. The transcript is spliced from 2 exons. NCBI's taxonomy places the organism in Eukaryota, Metazoa, Chordata, Leptocardii, Amphioxiformes, Branchiostomatidae. Gene Ontology annotation, biological process: regulation of transcription by RNA polymerase II. The record is from RefSeq and is a predicted model, not a curated record. The coding region runs from base 144 to 1463 and encodes 439 amino acids. Gene Ontology annotation, molecular function: RNA polymerase II cis-regulatory region sequence-specific DNA binding; DNA-binding transcription factor activity, RNA polymerase II-specific.